CCCGUCAGGAAGAAGAUAAACAAAACAAACCAGAGAGGAAGACGGCGUGGAUUGAGAAGAAAUGACAUUAAGUUUUCCUAAAGACGAGUAAAAUUGGAGUUACCACCUAUUUUCGCUAGUGCGUGGGUAGCUUGAAGACCGCAGUCAGGUGAGGAGCACAACUCAGCCAGACUUGAGUGUGCUGCUAAAGCCUCAAUAUUGAAAACAAGAACUUUUUUAUGUUUAAAACCAAACUUCCUCCAGAGAUUGACGACAAGAUAGGGAGAUUGAGGCAGAGGAGGUGCCAGAAAAGUUUCCGUCAAGGAACUGAGGAUCUGUGCUCUGCAAUGCCUCAGCCCAGCAUUAGCGGAAUGGAUCCUCCCUUUGGGGAUGCCUUUCAAAACUGCUCUUUUGCUGACCAGGCGCUGACCAGCACAGACCUGUUGGCUAACAGUUCUGACCCAGAUUUCAUGUAUGAACUGGAUCGGGACAUGACUUGUCGCCAGAGCCCUAGAGGAGACAUUUUCACAGUAGGGGACUGCAAGGACUUGGAUACCAUGGAUCAUCUACCCGAGUUGGUGGACAGUGACCCUGCUUGCAACUCCAAUUUCGAGCAGUGGGACACAUACUGGGAGGACUUGACCAAGUACACCCGACUUACCAGUUGUGACAUCUGGGGCACCAAAGAAGUUGAUUUCUUGGGCCUUGAUGACUUUUCCAGCCCUUACCAAGACGAGGAGGUGAUCAGUCGGACUCCCACGCUGGCCCAGCUCAACAGUGAGGACUCGCAGCCAGUUUGUGACACCCUUUACCAUCCUGAUUUGUUGGUGGGUCAAAAGCAGCUUUUGUUUCCGACUCCCACCAUGGCCAAAAAGACCAAUAGAUUCAGUAACCCUUCGACCGGCGCCUCAUCAAGUCGCAACCCUCUGCCUGACUUUGCCGAAGGAUCCCAGAAGGCAACCUGGCCUGUUCCCUCCAGCACUGACACAAUGGCCAAGGCCCAAAUUCAUGGUCCUAGCAAAACAUCAACCGAGCUUCUGGAAAACACGGAUUAUGUUCGUAAAGCCAAGGUAUGCUUCAGCGUACCACGUAAGCCUUUGGUAGAGAGCUCUGCCCAGCCGGUUAGUAUUUCUUCCUCUACUCCCAUCCAGGAGUCCACUGCUUCACUGGUCAGUGAGGACCCAGCUGUCAUUACCGCCGCCAACACUGCUUCGUCCAUUAGCUGCGAAAAGAGAGUGGCGAUACCUAAACGAGAGGUAACAAGUGGUCCCGCUCCAGAAGUAGGGACUCUAAGGGCUGUGCCACACAAACUCCACUUCCCUUCAGCUACCGGCAGUGAAACCUUGCUCACCAUGAGUGCCCUUGGAUCCGACGCUUCGGCAGCAGACAAAAAGAAGGAGGAAGAGCACAACUACUCAUUAUUCUUGACCAGGGCCAGGCUGGCAGGGAAGGUGACCGCUGACAUAGAAGAGGAGGAGGAAGAGGAAGAGGAAGAGGUGGAUGACGAAGAAGAAGAAGAAGAGGAGGAGGAGGAAAAGGCUGAGGAGUUGGACUUAGACGAUGAAGACCACGAUGAAGGGUUUGGCAGUGAACAUGAGCUCUCAGAGAAUGAUGAGGAAGAGGAAGAGGAGGAUGACGAGGAUUAUGAGGGAGAUAAAGAUGACUAUGCUAGUGAUGCAUUCUCAGAGCCAGGAUGUGACACUGAUAUGGUCGAUGAUGUCAAAGGCCUGACAGCUGGGAUUUCCAGGAAGAGAGGAAAGCGCCGAUACUUUUGGGAGUAUAGCGAGCAGAUCAUCCCAUUCAAACAGGAGCGCAUGCUGAAACCCUCCGAAUGGGACAGAGACACGCUUCCCAGCAACAUGUACCAAAAGAAUGGCCUGCAUCAUGGAAAGUACACAUUGAAGAAAUCCCGGAGAACGGAUGUGGAAGAUCUUACUCCAAACCCUCGAAAGCUCCUUCAGAUUGGCAAUGAGCUCCGGAAGCUCAAUAAAGUCAUCAGUGACCUGACACCCGUCAGUGAAUUACCCCUUACUGCUCGGCCUCGCUCUCGAAAGGAGAAGAACAAGCUUGCAUCCAGGGCCUGCCGGCUAAAGAAGAAAGCGCAGUAUGAGGCCAACAAAGUCAAGCUGUGGGGCCUUGGAACCGAAUAUGAUCGUUUGCUGUUUGUGAUCAAUGCAAUCAAAGAAGAGAUAGUCAACAAGGUCCAGGAUAUCUCACAGGACAAAACAACAAGUAUGACAGAGAAGCUGGAUAAACUCAUUGAGGAUACCCUGGUGGAGCCACCAGUGGCCAGCCAGACAUCAGACUUCGUGAAUCAGAUCCUGGAGAACACCGGGAAAGGAGAUCCCACCGGAGGGCUGGUGGGGUUGCGUGUGCCCACUUCCAAGGUGUAAAGUCAGCCCGGGCACCUCGGAGCACACAUGAAGCCAUCCGCGCCAUUCUUGUCCCACACUGUAACGGCCCGACACUCUGCAUGCCCAUUUCACUCGGAGACGCGUUCCUCACAUUGAUCGUGAAUACAUGCAUACGACACCUUGCCUGUCCGUGCAUACGUAUGUAUCUAUUCACCUCGUGCGCACCAGUGGAAAUGAAACCAGUAGUUAACCUUUUGCACUCAGUAGUCUGUUUCCUACCAUGUGUGCAUGUGGCUGGUAUUGAUCAACAGGCCGCCAUGUUGCAGAAAUUAAAAGCCAAUAUACAAGAUACCUCCAGAGAGAGAGAGAGAGAGAGAGAAAAAGCUAAACAACGAGCACCAGUUCUUGCUGUAGCCAUUUUUCUCAAAAUCUGUCAAACGCCCAUUGAGAGUUUCGGGAAAGCUACGAAGGCAUUCGCUCCUUUUGAUUUGGCAGGUGUAAAUGCAGACUUUCGGAGCUUGUGAAUACAACAAUUUCACUCUAGUUAGGACUAGCGUAAAGACUUCUCAAUCUCCUUGACUGAGGGAAUUCAUGUUUGAGGCUUUUUUUUUUUUUUAAAUGGUGAGGCAAUCGCAGAAGAUACGAUAUUUAACUGAAAGUAGUUACUGAUGUUUGGUGUAUAUACGUAGGACUUGGAUGGGAUUUUUUUAGUCCCACGCGAUUGCGACCGUCUCAGGUUGGAGAGAAAGCGAGUGCGUGUUUUCCUCUUUGUCUUUCUUUGACUUGAGGUCGGUCGAAAUCCCUUAUUGUAAAUAAGCAGAAUGAUGAUACUAUCCACUGGUGAAACCUUUUCCUUUCUACGCUCUGGCUGAAGUGCCCUCACGUCAAAUCACCCUCGUUGUUUUGCAAAUUCUCAGCGAAAGGGGCUUAAAAAAAAAAAAA
This is a messenger RNA of Danio rerio (zebrafish), 3275 nucleotides long. NCBI's taxonomy places the organism in Eukaryota, Metazoa, Chordata, Actinopteri, Cypriniformes, Danionidae. The record is from RefSeq and is a predicted model, not a curated record.